This is a messenger RNA of Colletotrichum truncatum, 6906 nucleotides long. Lineage: Eukaryota; Fungi; Ascomycota; Sordariomycetes; Glomerellales; Glomerellaceae. The record is from RefSeq and is a predicted model, not a curated record.
AUGGAGCAAACGUUUAUGACCAUUCAUUCGACGGACCCUGAUGCUGUCAUUCUUUUCGUAUCCGACUCUGUUUACGAUAUUCUGGGCUACAACCCUCAAGAAGUACAGGUCCACAAUCGCGGGGUCCUGCUGGACAAGGCCGCCGUGCUUCACUAUGUUCGUAUUCAGGCACGCGACGGUCAGUGGGUGAGCUGGCGAGCUAUCGAGGCCCCGCAGAUCCGCCGAAUUUUUUCAUGUUCACCUCGCGAUCCCCGCUAUCACAUGCUCGAACAUCUAUCACCCAAGUUCAGAAUGUCCCCAGCUGAACGCGAACCUCGCGCGGCUCUCAUUCUGAAUCGGUUUACCCGAACGUUGACCGUCAUGUUUGCAACCAACGCAGUAGCUUCCAUCCUCGGCGUUCGACCGGACCAAAUUAAGGAUAAGAGUUUUUACGAGUGUAUCCAGGAGAACUGCCUUCCGGAUGCUAUUCGGUGCCUGGAGAGUGCGAAAGCGAAUGACUCGAUUGCCUACUUGAGAUUCUGGUAUAGAGACCCACGUCGACCGGAGGAUUUUGACGAUGAAGACGAUGAAGAGGAACACCGCAGCGAAAACUCCAGUGACUCAGAAGGGGGAGGUGUGCAGCUUGAUGGCCGUAUGGAUGUCGAUGAGGAACAACCCGCAAGCCCGCAAAUCAAGAAAGAGGACACUGGCCGGCCUAACAUGUCAACCCACAGCUCUACAUCUCAGACUGCUACUACAGUAACUUCUGGUUCGAGCAGCCGAACGCAGCAGACGUCUGCUACUACCGCUCCGUCUCUUGAUGGACCGGCAAACCAAGGGUCUUCGCCUGCUGUACCGUUAAGGAAUCGCCGUCGUGAGCCAAUUCAAACCUUUGAGUUGGAGGCGGUUGUCUCAUGCACAUCUGAUGGGCUUGUUGUCGUGAUCCGAAAGGCUCGCCCCCCCAUCCCAGCCCCUCAUCCGCCGCUCCUGACGCCUACAUACACCAACGGUCUAUUCGCAGCACCGUGGGGCCAUCAUCCAAUCCGGCCUCAUGUGCCCCAGGAGAUGUUGUACAACUUCAGGGCUCCUCUGAUGCCACAGUAUAUGCCUCUUCAUGAUAACGUCAUGGCUGCUGGCGGCCCGCCAGUUGACCAUCUGAUGAGCUCUAUUCGAGAUGUUGCUGUGUUUGCUUGGGCACUUGUCGGUAUCAACGGUAAUUUAGCUACAUAUACACAUGGCUUGCCGCGUGGCGAGGCCCAGCCCGAUGGGCUGCCAGUCUGGGAUCCUAGUGCCGGCAACGUAUCCUAUCUCGGACCAGAAAAUCAGGCGGUUCGUCGCUGGGCCCAAUACGAUGAAAAGGAAAAGGCUGGACGAGACGACUACGCCAACCCUCCCUUGGCCGACGACGACCUUAUUGAUCCUGAUGAUGCUGAUCUAGAUGACUUCGAUGACCCUCUCGGCCAUCAAUCCUCACGCCAACCACUUACAGGAAACAUUGGUUCCGGCUCUUCCUCAUCCCGGCCUCUUAACGAGAAUGCCUGGACCUCGCGGAUACCCGGCGAAGACCGCCGUGCACCGCAGAACACUAUUGACGAAUCUGUAUGGGACACCCUUCGUCGAGACCUCCUCGCCGUAUGGGCGAAGAUGAGAGAGGUUCUCUACCCCAAGUACCUGCUCGGAGGUACCAUGUUCGAUGCCGACGGCCUCCGAGGUGCGUACGCAAAUAUUCGCGGAGCUGGUUUUGCCGGUGCCCGCGAAGAGAUUACAGGGUUGGCAAGUCGGUUCAUGGAUUCGGAGGCUCUUCUAUCGCAGAACAACAUGACACCAGGCCUACGUGACUGGGAUCUUUGGGGCCCCCUCAUCUUCUGCCUUCUGCUCAGCCUUCUUUUGAGUUUUAAUGCACGAGCAGAUCAGAAAGAUGUCGUGUUCAGCGGUGUUUUUGCAAUGAUCUGGAUCGGAGAGGCAGUUGUGACAUUGCAGAUCAAGCUGUUGGGAGGAAGCAUUUCCUUUGCGCAAAGCGUCUGCAUUAUAGGCUACACGCUGUUUCCCCUGGUGAUUGCAGCAUUGCUCUCGGCGUUUGGUAUCCCCACAAUUGCCCGUGUCCCCGUUUAUCUCUUCCUGGUAGCAUGGUCCCUGGCUGCAGGAGUAAGCAUCCUCGGCGGCAGCGGUGUUGUCAAGAACAGAUCGGGCAGGGUCAAACAGAAGGCCUCCCCACCACCUGCACCACCAACACCGACAACGAACUGCUACACAACUCGAUCUUUGGACCUUGUCAUCAUGGCUGACGACUCUCGAAGCGGUAGCCCGAAGUCCGACCCUAUCGACACCAAGGAAGAUGCCGAAACUGCUGCUGCCCGCAAGGAACUCAAGCAUACAGCCAUUUCAGAGAAAUCAUCUACCGUUGACGCAAUUGGCGAGACGAUAAUGCAACCCUCCGCAAAUGACGACUACAAAGAGCAAGUUACAUCGCCAAAGAAGCAGCAGAAGCGAGCGCACGAUCAGCUAGAAGAUGGCAAGGAUGCCGAUGAGGCGGACAGUAAAAGCAUCGCCUCAAGUGAUUCCGCUAAGGACAGGGCUUCGCGACUGGAACCUGAAAAGAAGAGGCAUAGAGAUGAGGUAACUGUCACCGCUGGUCCUACAGAUGACUCUUCUACGCCAUCAAGUGUCACUGCCGACCUGAAGAAAACAGAUCCCGCUACAACCGAAACGACAUCAGCAACGACAGAGGAGUAUGGAAAGGACGAGAAGACAGGAACAUCGGCUGCGGCUUUUGCUACCUCUGGUUUUGCUAAGCUGGCGACCUCGAGUGCCUCCCCUUUUGGCUCUCUGGGAAAUUCGACAAAGGGAAGCGUUUUUGGUGCAUCAACCUCCACAACAUCGCCAUUCGGCGCCUUGUCGCCGUCCAAGCCUGCUGCAGUGCCUGCCACAGCACCAACUUUGAGCUUCGGGGGCGCCAAUGCCGCCGCUUCACCAUUUGCAAGCGUUAAGCCCGCCGGCGCAAACGGGUUCGGUUCGACAUUCGGCAGUGCCUUCGGUAGCGCAUUGUCAGGCAAGCCCUUGACAAGCUUUGCCAAGGUGGGCGAAUCUUCUUUUAAGAGUGAGAAGCCUGCUAAGCCCUUUGGGGCUCCCGAAAGUGACGCGGAAGAUGGGAGUGACGACGAGGCCGAGGGCGGCGACGAGUCUGCCUCAGAGCCUGGCGACAAGGACGAAAAAGAGGAGUCUGACAAAGAAGAGUCAAAGACUGUGGAUGAUAAGAAGCGGACCAGGCUACAGAAGAUUACUGUCGAUGACGGAGAGGCUGGCGAGGCCACGACAACCCAAGUUAGAGCUAAGAUGUUCUAUUUGGAGAAGGAUGUCGGCUGGAAAGAGCGCGGAUCUGGCAUGCUGAAGAUCAACGUUCCUGAGGCUUGCGUCUCGUUCGACGAUGCUGGCGUCCCGAUACCCGGUUCCUUUGACGCAUCAGGCCUGGAAGAGGAGAAUGAUGACCCCGAGACUGGCGGCAGCAAAGGCCACAAAGUUGCUCGUCUCAUCAUGAGACAAGACCAAACACACAGAAUACUCUUAAAUACGGCCAUCCUCCCAGCCAUGAAAUUCCAGGAGAAGACUUCCCUUAAAUCUGUCGGGAUUAUGUUUACCGCAUUUGAGGGUGAAGAGGCUAAGCCUGUGAGCGUACACAUGAGGAUGAGUGCAGCCAGUGCCAAGUUGUUCUUGAAUGAGGUUGGGAUGAUUAAGCUCUUCACGUUCUGCUGCACUCGCAAACACCUGGCUACGACCUUUGAAACGAUAAGAACUGCAGUGGAAUCGCACAUCAAGAGAACAUUGACGAUUGAGGAUGUCGCCGCCAUUGCCGCCAUCCGACCUGAGGGCGUCAAUUUUGCCUACGUGGACGAAAUAAUGUUACAGACUGAGGUCAGAGGGGCGGAGCGCGACGUAACUUUUAAAGCCGGACGAGACUUCCACUCCCAGGCCCCUGCCCCGGAUGCUUCGGUCGGAGGUAUAUCUGGCCUCGAGAAACUUGACCACCACCCUGAUGAGUUUGUUGAAGGGGGCAAAGAGGUGUUGUAUUUCGAAUUCGUAGACGGAGAUCUGAAGCGGCAGGUCAAGGACAAGAAGACUGGCGAGAUUACCAAGCCAUCGAGGAAACUGAGGGAAGAAGCCUUGAGAAUACCAGUUUACAGCCAAAAGCAGAUGACACAGCUCAUCGAGAGGAGAAAUCAGAAGUUCAACAAUGCGGUCAACCUGUUUCUUAACCAAUGCCUCUCCGAUGGCUCGGAUCCCGAUAGAACACUGGCGAAAGCAGCCGAAGCCUACAUUCCUAUGCCAACUGUUCCGGAGACGCCACCUGAGAAAAGCCUAGGGUCUUUGCCCACGUCUAUACCCGCCGAACGAAAGAGUAUUCCUGACAUUGUUCAGGAGCUAAAAGACUGCUCUUGGUACACGGGACAGAUUGUUCCAGACGGCCACAGAGUAUUUGAGCCUCAGAAGCCCGUCUUUGGAGAACUGAACUUUCUUCUUAGCCAAGAUUUGGUGAAUGCAUUGUACAAUGCUAAAGGAAUUACCCAAUUUUUUGCGCACCAGGCAGAAGCUAUCAACGGUUUGCUGGAAGGCCAGCAUGUUGUUGUGGCCACCUCUACAAGCUCAGGAAAGUCCCUCAUCUACCAGCUUCCUGUGAUACAUGCUCUGGAAAAAGAUCGCAACACGCGUGCAAUGUACAUCUUUCCGACAAAAGCCUUAGCACAAGAUCAGAAGAGAAGUCUAAGAGAAAUGCUGAGCUAUAUGCCAGGGAUGGAGGAUGUGCUCGUGGAGGCCUUCGAUGGAGAUACCCCGAUGAACGAGCGUAACGCAAUUCGAGACGAGGCCAGGAUUAUCUUUACCAACCCAGACAUGCUUCAUAUCACGAUACUGCCGCAAGAGGAAAGGUGGAGAACGUUUCUCAAGAACCUUAAGUAUGUCGUUGUUGAUGAGCUGCACUACUACAACGGGCAAAUGGGAUCGCAUGUGGCCUUCAUUAUGAGAAGGCUGCGUCGAAUAUGUGCUGCUGUAGGCAACCGUCAUAUCAAGUUCAUCUCAUGUUCGGCAACCGUUGCGAACCCCAAACAGCAUUUCAAGACCAUCUUUGGCAUUGAAAAUGUUCGCCUAGUUGAUUUUGACGGCUCCCCUUCCGGUCGAAAGGAAUUUUUGUGCUGGAACACCCCUUAUCGAGACCCAGGUGAUCCAGCUAGUGGUCGUGGUGAUGCUAUGUUUGAGUGUGCCCGCCUCUUCUGUCAACUAAUGCUCAGGGGCGUCCGUAUCAUUGCCUUUUGCAGAGUCAGGGAGCAAUGUGAGAAGCUAGUGAGUGCUGUGCAACAAGAGCUGGAAUCUCUUGGACGACCGGAAUGUACCAACCGAGUCAUGGGCUACAGGGGAGGCUACACUGCUCAAGAUCGGCGGAGAAUCGAGUCAGAAAUGUUCGAGGGCAAACUACUUGGCAUCGUCGCCACCACUGCUCUAGAACUUGGUAUUGAUAUUGGAACGUUGGACUGUGUGCUUACUUGGGGAUUCCCAUACACCAUAGCAAAUCUACGUCAGCAAAGCGGUCGAGCUGGUCGAAGAAACAAAGAUUCACUAUCCAUCUUGGUGGGAGAUUGUUUCCCAACCGACCAGCACUACAUGCUGAAUCCCGAUGAGCUCUUCACGAAGCCCAACUGCGAGCUUCAGGUCGAUCUCGAGAACAUGCUUAUAAGAGAGGGCCAUGUUCAAUGUGCAGCCUACGAAAUGCCCAUAAGGCCUAUGGAAGACGCAGAAUAUUUUGGCCAAGAUCUUCCACGGAUCUGCGAAGAACGACUGCUCAGAGAUGCCUUGGGUUUCUAUCAUUGUCAUGAUCGGUUUCGCCCCGUACCUUCAAGGUUUGUUGCUAUUCGAGAUGCGGAGGAUGACCACUUUGCUAUCAUCGAUAUUACUCAUGGCAAAAAUGAGGUUUUAGAAGAACUCGAGGCCUCUAGAGCAACUUUCACCAUCUACGACGGUGCCAUUUUUCUGCACCAGGGGAACAAAUACCUCGUGAGGGAUUUCCAGCCUGACAAGAUGAUGGCACGGGUGGAGAAGGUCAAGGUUGAAUGGACAACUACGCAGCGAGAUUAUACUGACAUUGAUCCCAUUGAAACUGAAGCUAUUCGGCGGAUCUCUGGAUCUCUAUCCAAGGCAUUUUAUGGCACAAUUAAGAUCCAGCAGAAUGUAUAUGGAUUUUUCAAGGUUGACAAGAAGAAGCGUGUUCUCGACGCCAUACACGUCGAUAACCCACCGGUUAUUCGUUACGGCAAGGGAAUGUGGCUAGACAUACCGAAGAAGGCCCUUCAAAUACUCGCCGAUAGGAGACUCCAUGUUGCCGCAUCACUUCACGCGGCCGAACAUGCGAUCCUCAGCCUCAUGCCGAACUUUGUUAUCAGUAUGCCUGGCGAUGUGCGAACAGAAUGCAAAAUCGCGUUAAAGGAGUUUGCUAAGAAGGAGACGCAAAGGAAGAGACCGGGACGACUAACGUUCUACGAUGCAAAGGGAGGCGCCAGCGGAUCGGGAAUCAGCACCAAGGCAUUCGAACACAUCGAUCACCUUCUUCAGCAAGCCCUUAAACGGGUUGAGACUUGCUGUUGUGAGAAUGGUUGCAUAGAAUGCGUGGCAUCAGAGCAGUGCAAAGGGGCGAACGAGGUCAUGAGUAAGGCGGGCAGCCAGGUAGUCCUCAGGGCUCUCCUGAAUCAUGAGAUCGAUAUCGAAUCCCUACCCAUGGGGCCCGAAGAAUACAGCCCGGCAGGCAUAGAGACGGUCAUCGUAGCCCAGCCUGUGCCGGCUAGGGAUCGAAAUAGUCUCAGACUUGUUGAUGUCAAGGAGGAAGAGUUUGAGGACCAAGACUCUGUGUUGUUAGAAGAAGCGGAAGCGUGGACCGGCGAAGCAUAA